CCACGUCAGCCUUCCCCAGCUAUCAUUUGGGAGGACGAAGCAGGAAAGAUGACAUGAAAGCGAAGCGCUCGUGAUUUUUCACCCCCCGACGGUAGCACUUGACGACUUGAUGCUGACCAGGCAUUGACAGUGACAGUGAAAAUGUCGCUGCUUCCACCAAAGGCAAUUGUCAUCACCGCUUUCGGAACAAAAAACGUGAAUUCGUUCGCGAUGUCAGAUAUCGAAGAGGUGUUCACUGAUGGCGGUGGGCAGCCGAGGAAAAGAAAGAGACUGACACAUCUGUCAGCCGAUGAAAAAAUACUGAGACGGAAGCUGAAGAAUCGUGUAGCAGCACAAACAGCUCGUGACAGGAAAAAAGCCCUGAUGGUGGAGCUGGAAGAGAAGGUUGCACAGCUACAGGAGCAGAACAGACAACUGAUGAAAGAGAAUGCAGAACUUCGUGUCAGCCGAUCAUCUCUUCAGCAAGAAAACUGUCGUUUAAAAAAAAGCUUAAAUUCCCCAGUGACUACACCUCCAGCAAACACAGCUGCAUCAGGCAACAGAAUCACCAGCACAGAUGCCAGUUCAUUAUUUUGCAAGACAGAACCUGAUUCCCCCGGGUCUGCAGUACCUGCUGUUUCUCUGCCGAAGGAACAGAUUCAGGCUCUGUCUCGCUUGAUGAUGCACUACGCGGCCUGUGCUCUGACAAUGAGUCUGAUGCUCUGCUUAGUCUGCUACAACAGCUCACUGCAGAAAGUGGAGGGAUCAAGCCGGAAGCGCAAACAGACACGUCCAGCACGACGCUCUUCACAGAACACAGUAGCUCUGGAGCCAACUUUGGAGAGGUGCCACAAGACACAGGAUUGGUGGGGCCCACAGCAGCAGAGCUGGAAUCCCUCAAUGAACUGAUCAAGUUUGACCACAUUUACUACAAAGAGGAGCCUCCU
Molecule: messenger RNA, 926 nt
Organism: Pomacea canaliculata
Lineage: Eukaryota; Metazoa; Mollusca; Gastropoda; Architaenioglossa; Ampullariidae
Product: X-box-binding protein 1-like
Exons: 3
Coding region: 142-888 (248 amino acids)
Cellular component (GO): nucleus
Molecular function (GO): RNA polymerase II transcription regulatory region sequence-specific DNA binding; DNA-binding transcription factor activity, RNA polymerase II-specific
Source: RefSeq, a predicted model, not a curated record